Molecule: messenger RNA, 5699 nt
Organism: Lepus europaeus (European hare)
Lineage: Eukaryota; Metazoa; Chordata; Mammalia; Lagomorpha; Leporidae
Gene: RBPJ
Product: recombination signal binding protein for immunoglobulin kappa J region
Exons: 12
Coding region: 247-1704 (485 amino acids)
Biological process (GO): regulation of transcription by RNA polymerase II; Notch signaling pathway
Cellular component (GO): MAML1-RBP-Jkappa- ICN1 complex; nucleus
Molecular function (GO): RNA polymerase II cis-regulatory region sequence-specific DNA binding; DNA-binding transcription activator activity, RNA polymerase II-specific
Source: RefSeq, a predicted model, not a curated record
AGGGAAGGCGGCGGGGGGGAAUCUCGCGAGGGUUGGAGUUUUGGCGAGAGUUUGUGGAAGAUGGCGCCUGUUGUGACAGGUCUUUGAAAUUAUGAGACUAUCAUUCAAAUGGAAGCAUUAUAGUUCUUCGCAACCAUUAUGAUCUCAAAAGGAAAAGAGAAUGAUACAGAUACACUGGCUGAGGUGUUUUGAGGUGCAUCGAAGUGUUCCAGGCUGUGACCUUCCUUAACAUGUUCUUGAAGGACCAUGGCGUGGAUUAAAAGGAAAUUUGGUGAGCGACCGCCACCCAAGCGACUCACUAGGGAAGCUAUGCGAAACUAUUUAAAAGAGCGAGGGGAUCAAACAGUACUUAUUCUUCAUGCAAAAGUUGCACAGAAGUCAUAUGGAAAUGAGAAAAGGUUUUUUUGCCCUCCUCCUUGUGUGUAUCUUAUGGGCAGUGGAUGGAAGAAAAAAAAAGAGCAAAUGGAACGUGAUGGUUGUUCUGAACAGGAGUCUCAACCUUGUGCAUUUAUUGGGAUAGGAAAUAGUGACCAAGAAAUGCAGCAGCUGAACUUGGAAGGAAAGAACUAUUGCACAGCCAAAACAUUGUACAUAUCUGAUUCAGACAAGAGAAAACACUUCAUGUUGUCUGUAAAGAUGUUCUAUGGCAACAGUGAUGACAUCGGUGUGUUCCUCAGCAAGCGGAUAAAAGUCAUCUCCAAGCCAUCCAAAAAGAAGCAAUCGUUGAAAAAUGCGGACUUGUGCAUUGCCUCCGGAACAAAGGUGGCUCUGUUUAAUCGCCUUCGGUCCCAGACAGUCAGCACCAGAUAUUUGCAUGUAGAAGGAGGUAACUUCCAUGCCAGUUCUCAGCAGUGGGGAGCAUUUUACAUUCAUCUCCUGGAUGAUGAUGAAUCAGAAGGAGAAGAAUUUACAGUGCGAGAUGGCUACAUCCAUUAUGGACAGACGGUCAAGCUCGUGUGCUCGGUUACUGGCAUGGCACUCCCAAGAUUGAUAAUUAGGAAAGUUGACAAGCAGACGGCAUUGCUGGAUGCAGACGAUCCUGUGUCUCAACUCCAUAAAUGUGCAUUUUACCUUAAGGAUACGGAAAGAAUGUACUUGUGCCUUUCUCAAGAAAGAAUAAUCCAGUUUCAGGCCACUCCAUGCCCCAAAGAACCCAAUAAAGAAAUGAUCAAUGAUGGCGCCUCCUGGACAAUCAUCAGCACAGACAAGGCAGAGUAUACCUUUUACGAGGGCAUGGGCCCUGUCCUCGCCCCAGUCACCCCUGUGCCUGUCGUAGAAAGUCUUCAGCUCAACGGCGGCGGAGACGUAGCAAUGCUUGAACUCACAGGCCAGAAUUUCACUCCGAAUUUACGAGUGUGGUUUGGGGAUGUAGAAGCGGAAACCAUGUACAGGUGUGGGGAGAGCAUGCUCUGUGUCGUCCCAGACAUUUCUGCAUUCCGAGAAGGCUGGCGAUGGGUCCGGCAGCCAGUCCAGGUUCCAGUAACUUUGGUCCGGAACGAUGGAAUCAUUUAUUCCACCAGCCUUACCUUUACCUACACGCCAGAACCAGGGCCGCGGCCUCACUGCAGCGCGGCAGGAGCCAUCCUCCGGGCCAACUCCAGCCAAGUGCCCCCCAGCGAGUCCAACACAAACAGCGAGGGAAGUUACACAAACGCCAGCAGCAACCCGGCCAGCGUCACAUCGGCAGCCACCGUGGUGUCCUAACCACCGUCUUUUUGCUGGGACCUGACUGACUCGAGGGUGGCAAAAAGUUGACAGAAAAAGGAAAGAGGAAAAAAAGAACAAUCUUUUUGUGGUUUCUUGGGAAAACUUUUCAUACCAGGUGAUCCUGUUCAAAGCCCCCGUUACCUGCAAGUGCUGAUUUGAAAUGCAGAAGCCACAGUAAAACAAAAACAACAUCCAAAUGUACAAACUAUCGGAAUCGAGUUUUCGGCUGUGUUUUUUUUUUUUUGUCGUUGUUUUUGUGUUGUUUGGUUGGUUGCUUUUUGGUUGGUUCUGUUUAAAUGGGCCAGAAAUAGAUAUGUGGCUGGAAUAUAAGUUAAGCAAACUAGAAGGCAAAAAUUAACCUAGUUUUUACGGACCAAGGAACUUGUAUAAGCUUUAGUAAAAGGUACAUUUUCACCAUGCCUUUUUUUAUAUCGCAAUAUAUAGUACACUUUGUUACCAAAUAGGCUCUUCUCCCCACCCCUUUGAGCUUUUGCUCUAAAGUACAUGCAGGUUCCAAGCCGGACCAUGCUUGUUUAAUCUCUGAUUACCAUAUUCCAGGUUGUUCUGUUCUGUUCUGUUUUGUUUUGUUUUUUGGUCCAAGGCUGGAACUUCUUUUUUUCUUGUAAGCUGAAGUCUUCAUGACUUUCCGUGAGCUGAAGUCAUUUAGAUUUCAGCAAGUCAAAUCCUGUAAAGGCCUGCAUUUUUUUUUUUUUUUUAAGAUUAAAUGAAGUCUGUGCAAAAGCUUUAAAAGAAAUGCCUCUGCCUUGCCUGCCACAUGCAGUGGACAUCACCCGUAGUCUCUGUCCUCAACACUGUGGGAGUUCUUCUGGGCGUGUCCCCCCCCCCCUUUUUUUUUUUUAAGAAAUUGUAUUUAUAGCGGUAAUCCAAGAAGUUCUAACAUUGACGUGGGAUUCACUGUGGCCAUUUAGUUAAUGAGUUAAUGGCGCAGAACACGUUGGUAUUUGAAGUGUUGGCUCCCCUUUUCCCGUACGUAAAUACAUCUGUGUGUUCCCGAAUGUGUUCAGGUCCUUCCCCCGCCCCAAUAUUGUACAUAACUUGUAUUAUGUGUAAGUUAAACGUUUUAUUUUGAACUUGGAAUGUUCCCAGUGAUUUCAUUCAGCAGGGUCUUUUCUGCCUUGUUGGCAAAUGGAAAAAAAUUGAUAUCAUGAGAAUUAUUUGCUAUCAAUUGGUAACGGUGCCCUUAUGGUAGAAUGAGGAAAAUCUCAGCCGGAAGCAUGCUUCAUUUCCUUUACCUCUUGUUUUCAUUUUGUUUUGUUUGGUAGCCUAGGCCAAAACAUCAUUGUAACCUGUAAACAUAAGAUGCUUUUAUUAGGUGAUAAACUCAAAUAGCUGGAAGACAGUACUUUAGAAACAGAUAGUUGUAAGUUUAUAAAAAUGCAAAUGUAACUUAAGUUUCCAUUUCCCUCUCUGCCUUUUUUUGGUCUCCUCUUCCCCAGUACUGAGCAUCUCCGCCAAUGUCUCCUGCUCAGAAGACGUUCCCUUUCAGUUGCUGCGUGCCUGCGCUCGGGGCCGAGUGUGGCCCUGCACGCUCACGUUGCCGGUAGGACGUCGCUGCCGUUCUCGCACUUUGGUUCGGCCUUUGUUCAGCUUAGAAACUGCAGCAGUCUGGUUGGACGACAGUAGUACAGGAGCCAUGUGUGAAAUGUCACAGGACGCAGUCUAGUAAUACAAUCUUCCUUCUUAGAGUAAAAUCUACCUCUAGAUCGUGGUAAGCUUUUACUGUCCCAUAAAACAAGAGCCACAAGUACCUUAGGAGUGCAAAACUGUAACUUCCCGCAGCGUCCCCGGCGUCUCUGCUGCCCUGGGCUAGUUUUCAGACGUUUCCAGCGUUAGACUUUGUAGACGUCGUCUGCUAGGAGCCUUUCCCCCUGCUUUGCUGUCUUCAUCUGUCUUCUGCUUAGACUCUGCCACUGUAAAUACUGCCCCCAACAUCUGCAAAUUGCCUUUUCCUCCGUUUUCAAGGGGAAAGUCCUUUGUAACACACGAGGUGGUUAAAUCGAUGUUGUUGCGGUUUUCUCUUACUGCAAGCCUUUUUAAUCACCCCAGGCUGCAUUAUACUAUAUAUAAAUAAAGAAAUAUAUAUCUCGCCUUUUCAGAUCUGCUCCAGUCACUCACUCCUCUCUUGUAAAUUAAUCCUGCCUCACACCUUAAAUCUGUGAUCAAGGGCAGAACUCAUUGUGGCCUUAUCUUUCUUUGUUGUAACUGUUCACUGGCUUUUACUUGCAAACUUGCUUAUUUCUGGGUAGUACUUAUUCUCUCUGUCACGUCAUGGGAAGUAAUUACUACACAGUGCUUUGUAUUCGGAGUGUGAAGGUAUUUUCCAUGCUGCUUUACUUUGAAUGGGCCACAAGUUUCCUCCACUUCCUAUUGAUGGUUAGUCAAGAAAUUAGCUGAUAACAAAGGAGAUGCUUUUGAAGAACAAACUAUUCCCUACCCAGCGUUGUAGCUCAAAGUAACUUUUCAAGUUCAUGGAUUUAUCAGAAUGAACUUCUGCCUUUUUAAAAUGUUUGUGUCUUACUUGGGUUCUUGGUUUCUUUGAACAAGGUGGUUGAAAUGUUGGCCUGUACACCGCCACCACCCUUUUAUUUCUGAGAAGUCCAGGAACAGUCACAGGCGUCCCCCCCCUCCCCCCCACCCCGCGUUCUGCCGCCGUCAUCCUGGACACUUAACGAGGUGUGCGGCAGCCUGUUGUUCACCAUUCUUUCGUCAGCUGCUUGUUCAAAAAUAGAAAAAGCCCUUCCCGUGGGCUUGUGGGUCAUUUCUAGUGCGGAACUGAUAGUAGGCAUCAUGUCUGUGAGGUACAGCCGAGUGUGUCUCACCCCAGCACAGGCACUUCAGCGAUGCUGGGGUGUUGACCCUCAUGGAGACUCCUAGAGCAAAGCAGAUGUCAGAGAAAGCGUAGGAGGUUAGUUCUUUUUAUUUUUUCUUUAAAAGUGAGAUUUCAGAAGUGUAUCUUAGGCUCUCACAAUCCUAUGGAGUUUCUACAAAUAUGCUUGGAUGCUGAGCUGUGAGCCAAGCCAUUGUAUCCAUUCCAUUAAAUGUACCACACAGACUGGGAAGGCGAGCUGCAGACUUUCAUGUAAAAUGCCCUUUGUACUUUGAAUGAGGUCAGAGUUGAACACUAGAAUAAUAUUUAACCUGCUGCUGACUUUGCUUAAACUGUGGCAACUACAGGCAUCCUCAGUGUACGAGUUCAUUGGUGAACUACUUGUCCCUUGUCACUGCACCGACUUACUUGUGGUCGUAACUGGUUUUGCUUUUGCUUUUAAUGAGACUGGUGCCCGCUGUGCCCUCACAGAAAAUGUCCAGCACCGUUUUUGAGAACUAACCUAACUAGUCAUGGAAACCAGAAAAUCCGCAGGGGAGGGAGGGUCCUUUUGGAAACAAAAUGCUCUUCAAUUAUUAACCAAGUUACUUUGAUUUCAAAAGCAGCUGUGUUUCUGAUGAGUACUGAACAACUGUGUGUAGGUUUCUGUGCCAGCCUUUUGCCUUUGUUUCCAAGCACUGUAAUGUGGGAUGGAUGGUUAGAAACAAUAAUAUAUUAGGGUUUCUAUUUAACCCUUUCAGGACUGAACUGUAUCUCCUUUCAUUCCUUUUUUCCCCUGUGUCGUGAUCAAUGUUUGCCGGCAUUCAGUGCUGUGUUGGUCCAGAUGUAGGUCUCUGUGCUCAUGUUUAGCUGAUUUCUCAUACCUUGCGGCAUGCUCUAUGCAUUCAGUCCUUAAGGGGUUUAUUUUACAAACUGUGCGCCUGUAAGGUUUAUUAGCAAUAAGAUAGAAAAUCGAGCAAGUUUAUACCAUAAUUUUGUAGAAAAAAAAAGAAUCUGCUCAGUUCCAUAUUUCAUCCAUGAAAAACCUGCAAUACGGGCAGUUUCCAGGAAUAAAUAAAAAGGAAAAUGUAAACCAUUGUAAACGUUGUGCGUUGGAUGUCCUGGUGCAUGUAUUACCUCCUUCGAUUCUAGAACAUUUCAUAAA